CCAUCAUUCGCGCAGUGAAUUGUGCCGGACCAUUGUACGACGACGAAGGCGACGCGGCGGCUGUGAUCACCGUAAUCGUCGGCUGACACGUAAAUUGUAAUCGCGAACUGUGCACGUCGUUCCUACAACGGUCCAAUCGUAUUAGUGAUCGAUCGCAGUCGUUAUUUCCGGUUGCCCGUCCUCCAUAUCCGGACCAUCGCCGCUACCUCACGGCUGCCGCUGCGGGUUGCAGAUCAGCCGCCCACGCGUGCCAUAUAGCCGUAAACACUCAGUUGCAUUAGUGACUACUGACUAGCUACGACUGGCCACAGGACGCGGUGACCGGUGCAAUCUUAGUCAUGGGUUCCAAAAAGCCGAGCACGUGGUCCGUGACGCUCAAGAGAGACGGCAAGUGUCAACCGUGGGGCAUUCGGUUGGCCGGUGGAGCGGAUCUCAACACGCCACUGAUCAUAACAAAGGUCUACGCCAGAUCACCCAGUGAAAGUAGCCUGAGAGUCGGUGACAUCAUACGGAAGAUUGAAGUAUACGACGCUCGUGACUUGAGACAUUUGGACGCGCAAAAUUUGUUCGGCAACGCCGACCAGUCGAUAACAUUAGUUAUACAAAGGGACGCUCCUCAGUUCAACGGCAGCAGCAGCAACAGCAGCCCGAUCCCGGUGACCAAUAACCAUCAAUUCAACCACCAGCAGCACGUCACUGCGCGACCAAUCGGCAACGGUCUGUACGGUUACGAGCGGUCCGCCCAGUCGCCCGUCAACAAUUUCUGCCGCUUCCCGCCGUCGCUGGUCGACAGCGCGUCCCCACACGACUGGGACGAGUCGCACGACCCCGUGGCGCUCGACCAACAGCCGUACAGAACGAACCCGUUGGUUUUGCCCGGAGCCAAGGUCAAGAGGGAUCCACCAAAGACCGAGUCGUACUUACGCCACCAUCCCAACCCGAUGAUGAGAGCGCAUCCGUCACACCACGAUCAACCCAUGGACACGCUGAUGAAACAAAAGGUCACGGACACGGUGUUGCAACGGAUAAGCAGUGAGGAAGCCAGGACAAGACCCGGUAGACAGGUGGUACACAAACAGUUCAACUCGCCAAUCGGCCUUUACUCUGAAGAAAACAUCGCUAAUUCAAUCAAAUCGCAAACAGGAUACACUCCGGAAGAGGAAGAAGAGAAGUAUGGUCGUUUGAGGCACAAGAAAACAGUGCAGUACGAUCCAGCUAAAUCUGAAACGUAUAAGGCGAUCCAAGAAUCAGAACACGGAGAUUUCCACGCUCAAGAGAUAUCGAAGCCAGUGCAACCGAAAGUAUUCACGCCUGUCCAAGGAACUGUAAAAAAAGCUCCGAUUAGCAACGGCCAUGGCCAUCAAAAUCAUAAUAAAUUGUCAGCUCCCUAUCAUCCAAAUCCAGGACGUGUAUCUCCACAACCUCAUCCGACUGCGCCACACCCAAAUGCCAAUUACGUUUCCACUGAAGAAAUUCAUCAAAGCGGCAGUUUCAAGCGCUUGAUGCACAUGGUUAUGACCGAAAACUAGGUGUGAAACCCAAAAAUAAAUAAAUAAGCUAUUCAAUUAUUAUAUUUAAAUUCUAAUAGUGUGUAAGACAAAAAUGUUAGAAAAGAGAUGUGUAUUAUUUAAAUCAUUUAACAUUUUUAUACUUUCGUCUGUAUAUAUUUAUAUAAAUUGUUAUCGACAAUAUUAAUUUAUUACUGUGACUAAUAUAUAAUAGUUUAAUGUACGUAAUAACAAACGUAAAUUAUUAUUAUUAUUAUUACAUAUUAUUAUUGUUAUUACUUAUUAUUGUUAUUAUUAUACGCAAUUUAUUUAAAAAUUGUUGAGUGUAGAAUCUAGUCACACUUAUAAAAAAAAAUUAGACUAACAAUCUGAAUAUUAUAAAACUAUGUUAUAUAAUUUAUGUUAUUUUCAGAUAUUACAUAAUCUGUUAUGUUUAAAAAUUAAAUAAAUAAAUAAUUUUAUUUAUCAUAUCAUAAUAAUAA
Rhopalosiphum padi (bird cherry-oat aphid) is the source of this 1990-nucleotide messenger RNA. It is a transcript of the gene Zasp66, whose product is annotated as PDZ and LIM domain protein 1. The coding region runs from base 339 to 1529 and encodes 396 amino acids. The transcript is spliced from 13 exons. Gene Ontology annotation, biological process: actin cytoskeleton organization; muscle structure development. NCBI's taxonomy places the organism in Eukaryota, Metazoa, Arthropoda, Insecta, Hemiptera, Aphididae. Gene Ontology annotation, molecular function: muscle alpha-actinin binding; actin binding. Gene Ontology annotation, cellular component: Z disc; filamentous actin; stress fiber. The record is from RefSeq and is a predicted model, not a curated record.